AUGGUUAACAAGGGAGAAUCUGGUGUCUACUGUGGGACUCAGCUUAGUCAUAAUCGUGGCAGCAUGCUGCGUCCUAGGCGCGUUUACAGAACAACGACACACGUACCAUGGGAGUUAGGACAGAUCAUGGAUCCCGAAACGUUUGAAAAAUCCCGUCUGUAUCAGCUGGACAAGAGUACUUUCAGCUUUUGGUCAGGACUGUACUCAGAAGUUGAGGGCACUAUGAUUCUGCUCUGUGGAGGAAUUCCUUUUCUCUGGAAUCUCUCAGGUCAAAUCUCUGGUCGUGCUGGGUUUGGGCCAGAAUAUGAGAUUGUUCAGUCGUUGGUAUUCCUGCUUCUUGCAACGCUCUUCAGUGCACUGACUGGUCUCCCUUGGAGUCUAUAUAACACAUUUGUCAUAGAAGAGAAGCAUGGCUUCAAUCAACAGACGCUGGGAUUUUUUUUUAAGGAUGCCAUCAAGAAGUUUGUUGUGACUCAGUGCAUUCUGUUACCAGUGACAUCUCUCCUGCUUUACAUUAUUAAAAUAGGAGGAGAUUACUUCUUCAUCUAUGCCUGGCUCUUCACAUUAGUUGUUUCCUUGGUGCUUGUUACAAUCUAUGCAGAUUACAUUGCCCCGUUGUUUGAUAAAUUUAUUCCGCUUCCUGAAGGAGAGCUCAAGCAAGAAAUUGAAGUAAUGGCAAAGAGCAUUGACUUCCCAUUGACUAAGGUGUACGUGGUUGAAGGUUCUAAGCGUUCUUCUCAUAGCAAUGCUUAUUUCUAUGGAUUCUUCAAGAAUAAGCGGAUAGUGCUGUUUGAUACCCUCUUAGAAGAUUAUUCUGCUUUGAACAAAGAGCCAUCAGAAGGAGCUGAUGGUGAGAAUGAAGAGACAAAGUCUAAAACCAAAAAUAAGAAACAAGGAUGUAAAAAUGAAGAAGUUCUAGCUGUACUUGGCCAUGAAUUGGGUCAUUGGAAACUAGGUCACACUAUCAAAAACAUUAUAAUCAGCCAGAUGAAUUCCUUCCUCUGCUUCUUCCUGUUUGCCGUAUUGAUUGGACGGAAAGAGCUCUUUGCUGCGUUUGGUUUCUAUGAGACCCAGCCCACCCUGAUAGGCUUGAUGAUUAUUUUCCAGUUCAUUUUUUCACCUUACAAUGAGGUUCUCUCGUUUUGCUUGACUGUGCUAAGCCGGCGAUUUGAGUUUCAAGCAGAUGCAUUUGCCAAGGAACUUGGGAAGGCUAAAGACCUAUAUUCUGCUUUGAUCAAACUAAACAAAGAUAAUUUAGGAUUCCCCGUUUCUGACUGGAUCUUUUCAAUGUGGCAUUACUCCCAUCCACCCCUUUUAGAGAGACUUCAGGCCUUGAAAGAUACAAAGCAAGAGUGACAGGAACCAUUGUUGGUUCAGAGACAGUGCUUCCAUCUCAGAAGCAAAGUUCAGAGCUGCUUUUAAGAUUGCUUUUUAAAAGGAUAAUUCCAAUUAAGUGAAGUGCUACCAGUACCACACCCUGGUCUGAGAAUCCUGAAAUAAGUAUUAAAUUAAAAGACAUUAUUUUCUUUUAACAAAAAAACAAAACCAUGGGACUUAAUUAAGAGAA
Molecule: messenger RNA, 1567 nt
Organism: Tinamus guttatus (white-throated tinamou)
Lineage: Eukaryota; Metazoa; Chordata; Aves; Tinamiformes; Tinamidae
Source: RefSeq, a predicted model, not a curated record